AUGUGGGGAGAGGAUGACGCUGGAAAAGUGUUAAAAGAAUUGUCUACUGCUAUUAAAAAUGGAAGUACUCAAGACGAAGAUUCAUGCAAGAACAUCGUAGGAGCGAAGGGUACAGCGUCGGAAUCAGAAAAAAAAGCAUGCAACCUUAUUGUAAAAGGAUUAAAACAUAUAUACAAUAUUAAGCUCGAAUAUGACGAAAAUAAUCAAAAGAAUCCUGUUCAGAACCAACAAUUUCAGCAAAGCAUGGCAUGUCUCCUCUUAAAUAAAUACGCAGAGCAGCUAAAAACCAAGGCAAAAGAGAAAAAAUGUGAAAUAGAGAAAGGCAUAAAACAUGUCUUUGAUAAUAGUGAAGAAAUUAAAAAUAAAGAACCUUUAUGUCAGGAGAAGAAUAAUACAUGUUAUUUAUGCAAACAGGAGCACUACAAAAGUUGCACAGUAGAGGGAAAGAAUGUUGAAGAUGAAUUGAAUAAGAUGCUCAAAUCGAAGGAAGGCGAAAUACAACAAACUCUAACUAACAUAUGUCCAACCAUUCUUCCCAUCGAAUCUUCCACCCAACCACACUCCCAACAUGACCACCAAGCUGCCAAACCAGCCGCCACUAAACCACGAGUACCAGCACCUGGACAUGCACUAAUACCAAGCCAGUCAACAGUACCUACGAAAGAAGGUAAGAAUAAGGAUAAGGAUGAGGAAAAUGAAUGUAAAAACAGUGCCAAAGAGAUCAAUGCCCUGCAAGGUUCCGGCGGCUACUUUGGAAUGCUUCGUAAGACAAGAAAACGUUACAGAAGAGCUUAUCAGGUACGUGGUCCAACUGUACAAGAAGAACUCCUUGGUCAUGUGGACGACCAGGCAGAUGGCCCACAUGCAUAUACCUUAGUAAAGGAACGCAAACCUCGUUCUACGCCUAAAAAAAGAAGGAAAAAACGGGUUCCUGUUCGUCGUCGCCGCAUGAUUAUUGAUAUUCAUUUAGAAGUCUUAGACGAAUGUCAAAAAGGCGACACCAAACUGCUUCAGGAGGACUUUUUUGAAAUUUUGGUUCAAGAAUUCAUGCGAAGCGAAUUUGUGAAAGAAGAAAAGGUUCCUAAGGAUCAAACGCCUAAGGAACAGGUUGCAUGUUCAGAUUCCGGGUUUAGGGAAGGAAGACUUUGUUCCUAUGGAAGAUAUUCCUACGGAAUAAAUUGCUAA
Plasmodium coatneyi is the source of this 1185-nucleotide messenger RNA. RefSeq names its product SICA antigen. The coding region runs from base 1 to 1185 and encodes 394 amino acids. The transcript is spliced from 2 exons. The record is from RefSeq and is a predicted model, not a curated record. NCBI's taxonomy places the organism in Eukaryota, Apicomplexa, Aconoidasida, Haemosporida, Plasmodiidae.